GGAACAAUUCGAAAAGUCAACCAUAUGCGCUCCAAUGGACAAAUUCGAGAAACCACAAUCGUAUCUUAGUUGGACAACCGCUCAGGUCAUAUCUUGGCUUUCCGGGUUGGACGAUGCUGUCGAGCCGUAUCUGUCUGCAUUCAGUGCGAAAAAUAUAAGUGGAAAGUGGCUUAGCUCCCUGACUGCUGAUGUUUUGGACAAGUAUGGAGUUCACAAGAUUGGCCAUCAGAUGAUCAUAUUGGAGAAAGUGAAGCAACUACAAUACCAAUUUUCAUCUUUUGAUAACGAAACACUUCAGUCAGUUUUAUUGCGCGUAUCACGUUCGUGUACAUGCAUUGUUACUGCAAUAAAUUCUCUCAUGGCUAUAACUAAGAGACAAGAUGCUGAUAGUCCCUAUCCGGGGAUACUUUCAGAUAUUCAGGGAGCUGUUUCUUACAUUCUCAGUUGUAUACUGAACCUAAUGUCCUCGAUUGGUAAUGCUGCGUCCUGGCUAGAGCGACCCCCUUUUUCUCUUCUUCCCGAAAUGGUUGUAUUCCGACAAUUUCUUGUUGAGAAUGCUAUAAUUACCAAUAGGUUAUCUCAGCAGGCUAUAAGUACUCAAUGCAAUGAACAUUUUAAGGAGAUAAUCGAUUAUAUUGAACCAAUGAGAAUCCGUGUCGAAGAUGUUCUGCAAAACUGCAGUGAUUCCAUCUUACUAACUCCAUGUGGCAUCGAAAUGGUACAAAUAAGAAAACUUGACUCCGCUGAUUUUGGGUUUAAUUUUCGGUCCACGAUAAACAAUAUUCACGUAAUUGUUUCUGUUCAGGAUGAAUCCCCAGCAUUUAGUACCGGAAAAGUUACCAAAGGAGAUGAAGUAAUCGAAGUAAAUGAACAAAUAGUUAUUGGUUGGCUUCACUAUCGCGUCGCUGACUUAAUGCGGCAUUCUUCACAGCACAUUAGUUUGCGAUUGCGAAAGCGACCCUCUCAUUCCAACGAUUUUAUUGGCUUUCCAGGAGCUGGGCGGCGUCAUCGCCUAAUAGUCAACCAGAUACCACCUGCUGGGAGCCUAUCCCAGACGCGAGGUGCGUAUAUAUUUACCAGAAAUCCAAAACGUCGUCUGCCUCUUACAGGCCCACUUUCUACAGAACCUUUGUCUGUUACUCAAGAAACCACCUCCGAUCAAACAUCUGUUUCCUCACCUACAUCAACAUCACCUGAAUCUCAAUCCAUAGUUAGUGUGUCUGGGUUGCUUUCCUCUUCUCCGACGUCUUCUUUAUCUGUGCAUCAGGGUACAUCAAUAAAAAUAAAUGAUGAUCCUUGCAAUCUAGAAAAUCGUGCUCAUAUAUCUUUUAGACCGAAUUCCAGCAAUGAAUCCAUAAUUUACAAUAACUCGAGGCUUAUUGCUAGUACACCAAAUACUCCAUUAAUGACUUUACGAUCAAUGGACUCGGUGUGUUCUCAUUCUUCGCUAUCGUUUCCACCCCACCUUCCACCUGCGCAUCCUGGUACUACAACGUUUGACAACGGAAUGAACGAUACUAGUGUGGUCUCAUCUGAUAUAACAUACUCCAAAAAAUACAAGUCUGUCAAUACUUCUCAUCAUAUUCGCUCAACUUCUUGUUCUUCAAACAAAUCUGUUUUUCCUCGUUUCUCCCUAACACAUCGACGCACAGCUUCUGGUGACCCAAAACUGAUGAAUAGUAUAUCUGGUGGCGAUGGGGAAGAUACGUUAUUUCAGAAAAAACCGAGUCCUUCGUCGCUUCGUCACUGUAGUAGUUCAUCUCCUAAGUUUCAUGCUCUGGAUAAACGCUAUAGAAACCUUCAUCGUUCUAGUCUUGAUGAUUUCAUGCUUUUUUUAAAACAUGGAUUUGGAUCAAGAAAACCAACUCGUCGUAUAUCCUGCAAGGAUCUUGGACAGGGAGAUUGUCAAGGUUGGCUUUGGUUGAAGAAAACCAACCCACUUACCAGUAAAUAUGUGAAGCGAUGGUGUGUUUACAAAAACUCAACGUUCUAUUAUUACAGAAAUCCUGAAGUAAUGUUCUAACUUGUUUUUUAAAAAUAGGAAAAUAUUUGUUUCCCUUAUUUUAGGAUGAUUCAGCUGAAGGUUUAAUUCUGUUGCAUGGUUUCACAAUCACUCCUGCAGUCUCAGCGAAAUCGGGAAAAUUUGCAUUCUCAAUUUUCAAUGAUUGGGUUCGCUUUGUGUUCGCUUCUGAUUCUGAAAUCGACCGAUCAAAAUGGAUGAAUAAGUUAGGCCUAGCUUCAAUCGGUUUGUCAUCUACCAUACCAAAUUCUCGUAUUGGAGGUUUCAAUCCUGGUUAUGUGGUUUUAUGUGACUCGAAAAAUAACGAAGUAAAAGCUGAAAUUCCGCAUCUACAUUCAUGCACCGUCUUAUCAGAUUCACCCACUAAAAAGUUCCAAGGCGACAACACAUCUGGACUUCGAUCUCAGACCUUAUCAACUUCCAAAACUACAGAUUUCGCAGAAAACUCCUUAACAGUGGUGACUUCCCAGCCUGUGUCAACCCCUCCAAGGCAUGCAGCACUACAUUCAGUUUCAUCACCAUCAUUUUCUACGUUUGAUUUGCGUUCGAAUUCUUUACCAUCUGAACCCCGUGCUGUCCGCUCUAUAAUUUUUCCUCGGAAUAGUGCUCUAUCACCCUCAGCUGGACAUUCAUCAUCUCCUGCUCACACUAGAAUUAGGCAUCGUCAACCACUUGAAAUCCCUUCAGUAGCAUUCAGAUGCUAUAGUGAGAGUGAAGAUGAAAUAGACGAGGAUGUUGAAGCCGAAUGUUAUGUGGAUGAAAACUGUAUCUCUGAGGGAGGCGCACAACUAAAUCUUCGAAACCGACCAGGAUCUGCAUCCCCAUCACAUGAACGACGAUAUGUUAUUUUAAACAGUACAGAAGAAAAUGAAUGUUUACAAGAAUAUAAAAAGCUGAUUUCAUGUAAAAGUGAACUACAUGUGUCCGAUGUACAUGCUUCAAUGCCUUUAUCACGUCCAUUAAGAGCUGCGCAUAUCAUUACGAAAAAUCUCCAUUGUCCUGAUAAACUUUCAGGUGUCGAAAAGAUUGUUGGCGUAAGAAACAACGAAUCAGUCCCCGAAUGCAGCAGUAGGCGUCAUAAUAACUGACACUGCAAAGCUCAUUUUUAAGUUACCAUAAUCAUCUUUGACCAUUCGCUGUUGAAUUUAAUUAAUUUUGUCACUUAUUUUUUGAGAUCACUUGAUUUUCAUUCUGACUUUAUCUUUUGUGAAAUAUCUCAUGUUAUGUAGUU
Molecule: messenger RNA, 3251 nt
Organism: Schistosoma intercalatum
Lineage: Eukaryota; Metazoa; Platyhelminthes; Trematoda; Strigeidida; Schistosomatidae
Source: the annotation of a GenBank genome assembly